CGCAGUGCUUCCUCAUCGAUAGUGCCUUGCCUUGCCCCGCCGUAUCAGCUGAUUCGGUCAUUGGAAUGCACGCAAAGUUCGCUGAACUCUCUCACCGCCUUGGUUGAUUUCUUGUGUACGGAGAGGAAAGCGGAAGAAUCGCACGCACGAUGGAAGCCACGGACCGACUUUGCAUCAUUCCUCCGAGCGAGUGGACUGAACUUCGUGAUCUCUAUCGCCUCAACUGGCCGGAACAUCAUGUGGCCUACGCAACGGUCGACAACUUCAUCCGGUGGUACGAAAAGGAUAGUGGCAUUAAAAAUCUCACCAUUUACUGUUUGAAUGGCAGCUGGCGAGAGGAUGGAACUUACUUAAUAGUGGAUCGCUAUCAACUGUUUGCAUACAGUCUGGAUCCAACGAACUGCGUACUGGAGAAAGCACUUCAUCUGCUUGACUGGAGCGGCGGGCUUAAAGUGAGCUCCUUACUUUCGCGCCAUCGAGCCCCAGUCAUCAAUGUGAUCACCGCUAAAGGUCUUGAGAAGGAGUACGACAGUGAAACGUUCCUGUACUACAUGCCGAAAGCGGAAUGCGAUGCACUGCAGCUGUCCGUGCCGGAGGGAUUUGAACUGAAAGCGCUAAGCGCGGAUGAUGCGUCCACAGCGAACGACGUCUGGCCCAACCGGCACCAGGGUUCGUUGUUCUUUUUGCAGCGGCUGGCCGCCUGGAACCCGAACGCCGGACUGUACGAGUGCGCUACGGGUAAAUUGGUGGCCUGGUGCUUCCGACUGCAGGCCGGUCCGCUCGGUGCACUGCAGGUUGACGAGGAGUAUAAGCGGCGAGGUUUUGGAACGGUGGUCGCCAUUGCGGUGGCCAAACAAAUCGCCAAUCUUGGGCAGGAUUGCUUUGCAUUGGUUAAUGCGGCGAAUGUACCGUCGAAGAAAAUGUUUGAGCGCAUUGGCUUUAAACACGACGGCGAAGCGUAUUGGGUGAGAACUUUACCGACUGUGGCAGGAGAAUGGAAGGAUUAGGAGGAAACUAGUUAUCACACGUAUAGGAGAAAAAAAAACACUCAUACAUGGUGAAAUGUGAUCUGAUUUUGUAAAACAUCUUUAAAAAUAUGUCCUUGAAAAUCAUAAAAAAUGGAAUAUAUAUAUAAAAUAAAAUAAAUGCAAAAAUACGUUAAAAUUGCGACAAUAA
This is a messenger RNA of Anopheles gambiae (African malaria mosquito), 1176 nucleotides long. RefSeq lists its product as uncharacterized. The transcript is spliced from 3 exons. Gene Ontology annotation, molecular function: acyltransferase activity, transferring groups other than amino-acyl groups. NCBI's taxonomy places the organism in Eukaryota, Metazoa, Arthropoda, Insecta, Diptera, Culicidae. The coding region runs from base 150 to 1007 and encodes 285 amino acids. The record is from RefSeq and is a predicted model, not a curated record.